CAUGUUCGGCUGAGCGUAGCUAUAUAGCGGGCGGCGGGCACGCGUGCCGCGGCAUCGCGCGAGGGACGUCGCCACCUCCUCCCACGCAGCAGCCCUGUCCUCCCGCUCAGCCGCGCAGGUUGAAUCCACCAAAGCGAUGGUUAUGGAGAAGCCUAGUCCCCUGCUGGUCGGGCGGGAGUUUGUGCGACAGUACUACACCCUGCUGAACCAGGCCCCGGACAUGCUGCACAGAUUUUAUGGAAAGAACUCUUCCUAUGCCCACGGGGGCUUGGAUUCCAACGGGAAGCCAGCAGAUGCAGUCUACGGGCAAAAGGAAAUACACAGGAAAGUGAUGUCACAAAACUUCACCAACUGCCACACCAAGAUCCGCCACGUGGAUGCUCACGCAACUCUGAAUGACGGGGUGGUGGUCCAAGUGAUGGGGCUGCUGUCCAACAACAACCAAGCUCUGCGGAGGUUCAUGCAGACCUUUGUCUUGGCUCCUGAGGGCUCUGUUGCCAACAAAUUCUAUGUUCACAAUGACAUCUUCAGAUACCAAGAUGAGGUCUUUGGUGGCUUUGUCACAGAGCCUCAAGAGGAAUCCGAGGAAGAAGUAGAGGAACCGGAAGAAAGACAGCAGACACCAGAGGUGGUGCCUGAUGAUUCUGGAACUUUCUAUGAUCAGACUGUCAGCAACGACUUGGAAGAGCAUUUAGAAGAGCCUGUUGUGGAACCGGAGCCAGAGCCCGAGCCAGAGCCCGAGCCGGAACCUGUGUCUGACAUCCAGGAGGACAAGCCUGAGCCUGCACUGGAAGAAGCUGCUCCGGAGGAUGUGCAGAAGAGCACAUCCCCAGCCCCGGCAGACGUGGCUCCGGCACAGGAGGACUUGAGGACAUUUUCUUGGGCAUCUGUGACUAGUAAGAACCUCCCUCCCAGUGGGGCUGUUCCAGUGACGGGGACACCACCUCAUGUGGUCAAAGUGCCAGCCUCACAGCCCCGUCCAGAAUCUAAGCCUGACUCUCAGAUUCCACCACAAAGGCCUCAGAGAGAUCAGAGAGCCCGAGAGCAGCGGAUCAGUAUCCCUCCUCAGAGAGGACCCCGACCAAUCCGUGAGGCUGGUGAACCGGGAGAUGUGGAACCUCGAAGGAUGGUGAGGCACCCGGACAGUCACCAGCUCUUCAUUGGGAACCUGCCACAUGAGGUUGACAAGUCGGAACUGAAGGAUUUUUUCCAAAAUUUUGGGAAUGUGGUGGAGCUGCGCAUCAACAGCGGUGGGAAGUUACCCAAUUUCGGUUUUGUUGUGUUUGAUGAUUCUGAACCUGUUCAGAAGGUCCUUAAUAAAAGGCCCAUCAUGUUCCGAGGUGCGGUCCGCCUGAAUGUGGAAGAGAAGAAGACUCGAGCUGCAAGGGAAGGCGACCGCAGGGAUAACCGCCUUCGGGGACCCGGAGGCCCCCGCGGCGGGCCGAGUGCUGGGAUGAGAGGUCCUCCCCGCGGAGGCAUGGUGCAGAAACCAGGCUUUGGCGUGGGCAGGGGGAUUACAGCUCCAAGGCAGUGAAUUGCUUGGCUCAGAUCUCUACACAGCACACAGCCCUGGCUCCUGCAGAAUGGUGAAUUCCUACAACCAGCCUUUGGUGUCUCGGAGUAGUCUAUUAUAAACUGCUUGAGUUUGUACAAUUUUAAUUUCGCUUGUGUUCAUGGUGUGUGCUCCCCAACCCCCUCUCCUCCCUUGACCCCUUAGUCCUUCGUUCCCAGUUUUCCGGAAUGAUACUUUAGGAGGAAUAGAUUUGUAAAGAAGAAGAGGAAAGACUGACCUUCCUGCUCACGCUGCAUACACAGACUGGACUUUUACGGCCAUUCCCCAGAGGAGCGUGUCUCGGUUUCACUGACAACGGAUGUUUCAUUUGUUGGGAGACACAGGAUUUGAUAAACACUUUGGAAGCAGGAAAAAUCAAGUCAUGACUCCUUUCUGGUGUGGAAAAAUUGCCUUUUGGCAACUGCCACUGGGUCCUUGCUGGUGUGGCUAACUGAAUAAAAGGUGUUUCCAGAA
This is a messenger RNA of Apodemus sylvaticus (European woodmouse), 2026 nucleotides long. It is a transcript of the gene G3bp1, whose product is annotated as G3BP stress granule assembly factor 1. The record is from RefSeq and is a predicted model, not a curated record. The coding region runs from base 137 to 1534 and encodes 465 amino acids. The transcript is spliced from 12 exons. Gene Ontology annotation, cellular component: cytosol; ribonucleoprotein complex. NCBI's taxonomy places the organism in Eukaryota, Metazoa, Chordata, Mammalia, Rodentia, Muridae. Gene Ontology annotation, molecular function: mRNA binding.